CGGCUUUUCCCCAACUGAGACUCCCGGUUGGCAAAAGGCCUAUAUAACCAGCAGACAGCAGCUAAAGCUUUCCCACUCCCUGGCUUCCAGCAUUAGCAGGCAGGGCAAGCCAACCAGGGGCUCCGGCAACAAACGUCUUGGUCUCUACGGACAAGUCUGCCUGGGGCUGGGGUUGACCAGCGAAGGCGUUGCAUUUCUUGGAGCAGGAGAUGAGUGGAAGGGUCACAACCAGACCGGAGGCGGGGUCUCGGGAAGCCUUAGCUGCUGCAGCUGCCGCGGCUUAGUACUUUUACUACGCCCCCAGCGCAGAGACCCUUCGGUGACUUGUUCCCAGGGAGGUGUCGGCGCUGCUGCUGCAAGCUGUCUUCUGCUGUUCUUGAGGCUUGGUGAGACGUUCCCUGAGCCGGUCGCUGCUAUGCUGCCUUCCCAGGGCCGAUCUCCCAUCCCGCUGCUGCUGGUCGCCUGGUUGCUGUGGGCGCAGAGCUGCUUCUCCCAGCGCCUCUUGAGCGGUCAAAAGAUAUGCUAUGGUGACUCAGCACAUCCCUGCUACAAGAUUGCCUAUUUCCAAGACAUGUCUCGGCGUGUGGGUUUUCAAGAGGCUCGCCAAGCUUGUGAAAUGGGAGGUGGAGUACUUCUCAGUUUUGAAAGUGAAACAGAACAGAAACUGAUAGAAAGUAUGCUGCAGAAUCUCACAAAAUCAGGGCCUGGGAUUUCUGAUGGAGACUUCUGGAUUGGUCUAUGGAGACAGGGACAAACUACAUCUAGUGCCUGCCCUGAUCUUUACAAAUGGACAGAUGGAAGCAGUUCUCUCUUCAGAAAUUGGUAUACUGAUGAGCCUUCCUGUGGGAGUGAAGCUUGUGUUGUGAUGUAUCAUCAGCCAUCUGCAAAUCCAGGUUUAGGAGGGCCUUAUCUUUAUCAAUGGAAUGACGACAGAUGUAAUAUGAAGCACAAUUUCAUCUGCAAGUAUAAGUCAGAAGAUAUCCUAGAAAAAGAAUCAGGAGACAGAACAGAUCCACAUCAUGAAGUUCAAGCAACAGUGCCAGCCGUGAAGCCUAAUGAUUCAAGCAAGUCAGAAGAUGACUUUCCAUUGGUCGUUACUGAAACUGGUGGUCUAAUUCCUAAUUUAAUUUAUGUUGUUAUACCAACCAUACCGCUGUUGUUGUUGAUAUUAGUGGCUUUUGGGACUUGCUGUUUCCAGAUGCUUCAUAAAAGUAAAGGAAGAACAAAAACCAGUCCUGAUCAGUCAACAUUGUGGAUUUCUAAGCACCCAAGAAAGGACAGUAACCUGGAAGUAUAAAGAAUUGGCUGAAAAGAAAAGAGGAAUGAUACUUUUCAGGAUCUCUUAAAUUUGUCUUGUCAAACAUUAAUUUGGAAUGGCUUGAAAUUGCAACUGAUCAACAGAAUGAAGUGGAAGCUCCCCCUUGGGGCAAUUGCUUGGAUUAAUUUUUUUAAUACAUGGUGUUUGGUUUUUAAUCCCAUAGCAAACAUAGCUGUCUAAAAGAAAGUAAGAAUAUGAUUAUUUUGCUAAGGAAAGUAAUUUGGCUACAGCUACUAAUGAGACGGACAGAACAUUUUGAAUUCAUUCUAUGUAUAUUUGUAGAACAAAUAUUUCUCAUUUAACUUUUAAUGUUUAUUGCUAUUAUUAAUUACAAUAUAUAGUAUUGUAUUAUUUCUCACUAAUGAAUGGACUGUAAUUCCAGCUAAUAUGAAUUUACAAUGUAAUAAGAUAAUUUAUCUUUGCAUAAAAAAGCUACACUAGAACAUGAGUGUAAUCUCAUAUAUGUAAAAAUAUUUAUCAGUGUUAUUCCUUUGAGUGAUGAGAUUUUUUUUAAGGCAAAGAAAAUGAUGCACAGUACUUGAUUAUUCUUUGCUAUCAUCUAUUUUUGAUAAUGCUUGUCCAGUGUUAGCACAAAUUAUUCUACUCAGGUCAUAUUAAUUAGUACAAAAAGAGCAGAAUUAGUACAUUCAAUUCAAUUCAAUUCCCUGAAAACAAAUUGAAAUAGAAAGUAGCUUUUCCUAUGUAUGCUUUACUGUUGGAACAAGCAAUGGCAGAAAUGUAUGAUUGACAAUUUAUUCCAUACAGGUAUCUCGUUCUGUUCUGUUUUUGUUGUUCUUUUGUUUAUAAAAUCCUAGGAAAGAGAAGUCACCAUGAUGCCACUUAGAAAUGCUAUCUCUUAAUCAUUUCAGAAUUAUGAAAUGUAAAGACUGUCAUGAAGUUUUCCUUCCUUCCUUCCUUCCUUCCUUCCUUCCUUCCUUCCUUCCUUCCUUCCUUCCUUCCUUCCUUCCUUCCUUCCUUCCUAAUCCCACUUCAUGGUCCCUGAAUGACAGAAGUUGAUACCACUUCUAUAUAGUAUUACCUUUUGCAUACUUGAAUAUAUAAAGAAAUUGUGUGCAGGUUUUUUUUUAAUAAUUUCAAGAUAAGAAAAUAAUGAAAGUAGAAUUCAAAGCAUUGAAUAUCUAUCUUAUAAUAUUUCCUUUAACACAAAGAAUAGCUUCCAAAUAUUUCCUGCAGCCAGUUAAGAGGUUUUUUUUUAUUCUUUUGAAAAUUUUGUUUGUAUAGUCCAGAUUUGAAGUCCUCAAAAAUAUUUGUGAAA
Crotalus tigris (Tiger rattlesnake) is the source of this 2594-nucleotide messenger RNA. It is a transcript of the gene CHODL, whose product is annotated as chondrolectin. The record is from RefSeq and is a predicted model, not a curated record. The transcript is spliced from 7 exons. NCBI's taxonomy places the organism in Eukaryota, Metazoa, Chordata, Lepidosauria, Squamata, Viperidae. Gene Ontology annotation, cellular component: cytoplasm. Bases 416 to 1297 code for a protein of 293 amino acids. Gene Ontology annotation, biological process: positive regulation of axonogenesis.